AUGUCGAUUCGCAAGCGCAACGAAUUUCUGGACGAUGGCGACAGUGAUGCAGAGCUGGAAAAUGGCAGUGAAUCGGAGGCCGAGGAGGGAAGAGCUGCUAUCGGAAGCCGUGCGAUAAAGCGUCGCAAAGUCAAUUCUGGCUCUGAGGCGUCUGGUGAUGAUGAAGCGCAAGAGGAAUCGCGAGGACUGGACAGUCGCUUUGAUUUUGGAAAGCUGGACGAUGCCGACAACGAAACUGCCGACAACGAAGACGCGGGAGACGAUGGAGCUGCAACCAGGCCGGUCAAAGCGAAAAAGUCGUCCACCAUGAAGCAGGUGGAAGCCGCAGCCAAAGCCGUGCGAAAUUCUGGCGUCAUCUACAUAUCGAGGGUUCCUCCUUUUAUGAAACCACACACACUCAAGCACUUUUUGGAACCGUGGGCAUCGAAAGGACUUGGCCGGGUAUUUCUCACGCCCGAGGACCAUGUCGCACAUGCAAGACGAGUCAAGAGCGGCGGCAACAAGAAGAAGUCGUUCACAGAUGGAUGGGUCGAGUUCAACUCCAAAAAGGAAGCCCAGAUUGCGGCAGAGACGCUGAAUGGCAACAUUAUUGGGGGAAAGAAGGGAAAUUUCUAUCACGACGAUCUAUGGAACAUGAAGUAUUUGAAAGGCUUCAAGUGGAAUCACCUUACGGAGCAAAUAUCGAAUGAGAAUGCUGAACGGGCUGCAAGAACCAGGGAUGAGAUUCGGAGGACGAGGAAAGAGAACAAGGCAUUUGUGGAGGACGUGGAGCGUGCGAAGAUGUUGGAGGGCAUCGAGAUUAAGAAGAAAGCGAAGAUGGAACGAGAAGGUGGUGUGGCGACAACCACUGCUCCGGUAAAGGAGAAGAAGUUCACGCGGGAAUUCAAGCAGCGAAAGGCGCAAUCGAACAGUGCCAAGGACGGGGAUGGCAAGACUCCUACGAGCAAUGCGCUGAAAAUGAUCUUCUGA
Molecule: messenger RNA, 969 nt
Organism: Ramularia collo-cygni
Lineage: Eukaryota; Fungi; Ascomycota; Dothideomycetes; Mycosphaerellales; Mycosphaerellaceae
Product: related to Pre-rRNA-processing protein ESF2
Exons: 1
Coding region: 1-969 (322 amino acids)
Biological process (GO): endonucleolytic cleavage in 5'-ETS of tricistronic rRNA transcript (SSU-rRNA, 5.8S rRNA, LSU-rRNA); small-subunit processome assembly; endonucleolytic cleavage in ITS1 to separate SSU-rRNA from 5.8S rRNA and LSU-rRNA from tricistronic rRNA transcript (SSU-rRNA, 5.8S rRNA, LSU-rRNA)
Cellular component (GO): nucleolus
Molecular function (GO): RNA binding
Source: RefSeq, a predicted model, not a curated record